CUCCUCUCCAUCAUCACUCCCCCAGCAGAGACGUCCCCCGGCGGGUCAGCGAUGCGUGUGUAGCCGAGCCAGCAGUGAAACCGUUGUAUUAUCUGGAAGACGCCGCUGCCUUCUGGUCCUCCUUCCUUUGGGGAGAAAAAAAAAAGCGUCUUUUUGGGAUUCAGAGCUCAGACGCGGGGUGGUGUAUAAGAGCGAAGUCGGGCGUGGUGUCGAGGAAAAACUCAUCUUUGUGAGGAGAAACUUCAGAGGAGCAGCCACCAUGUCUCUGUCGGUACCGCAGAACGGAGUAAAGGCGGACAGCGAGCCCGUUAUCGAGCUCUUUGUGAAGGCGGGAAGUGAUGGCGAGAGCAUCGGGAACUGUCCCUUCUCCCAGAGACUUUUCAUGAUUCUGUGGCUUAAAGGAGUCGUCUUCAACGUCACUACUGUGGAUCUAAAGAGGAAGCCCGCGGACCUCCAGAACCUGGCCCCCGGCACGCACCCGCCCUUCAUCACCUUCAAUGGCGAGGUCAAAACCGACGUCAACAAGAUCGAAGAGUUCCUCGAGGAUGUUCUCUCCCCGCCCAAGUACAUCAAGCUUGGUGCAAGACAUCCUGAGUCAAACACUGCUGGUAUGGACAUCUUUGCCAAGUUUUCUGCAUACAUUAAGAACUCCAAACCCGAUGCAAAUGAGGCUCUGGAGCGCGGGCUGCUGAAGACUCUGCAGAAGCUGGACGAGUACCUUCGCUCGCCGCUGCCUGACGAGAUCGAUCACAACAGCAUUGAAGACGUCAAAGUUUCUAACCGCAAAUUCUUGGAUGGGAACGAAAUGACCUUGGCUGACUGUAACCUGCUGCCCAAACUACACAUAGUCAAGGUGGUGACUAACAAGUACAGAGGCUUUGAAAUACCCAAAGAGAUGACGGGCAUCUGGAAGUACCUGAACAACGCCUACACACGUGAAGAGUUCACCAACACCUGCCCCAGUGACAAGGAGAUCGAGAUCGCCUACGCAGACGUAGCCAAGAGGCUGGUCAAAUGAGCUCCUCUGUCCCGACCACCUCCUCCUACCCCCACCCCCCCACCCGCAGCACCCUCUCUACACUCCCCUGCCCCCCCCCCAUCCUCAACACCGGGACUGACGUGCUCAUUCACGAGAAAGAAAAAACUUUGGACUUCUUUUCCUUCUCUCAUCAGCUAGAGCGAACUCCACUGCAUGACCCCUUGUCAUUAAUUCCCCCCCUCCUCCGGUGUUUAUGAAGGUCUCUUUAGUUGAAUCGGGACGCCUCGCUCCUGUUCCUCUUUAUUCCCAUUAAUUGUUUCUGUUUUUCAUUUGCUGAUGAAUGUUGUGAGGCGAUGAAGCAGCAGCCAGACGUGUAAAUCAGUGCUUGUCGAUGCCGGGAGUCGAUCGCGCUCCCUGAUAAGUGACCUUCAGGCUGCCAAACACUCUUAUUUCUCUUUGUUAAAGAUCGAAAUGCUUUUUCUUGGAUUUCUGAACACUAAGAAGCAUUUUUUUUUUUUUUUUUUUUUAUGUAAACAGUGUUGAAGCUUCAGAGUAUUUGACAGGUUAAAGCAGAAGCUAAUCCAAACCGAAGUGGUUGACAUAUCAGCUGAGAGUUGCUUUAUUUUAAUGUUGAGUUGUUUAAAAUAAAUGAAGAUAUUUGUAAGUGCAGGUAAAGUUACCUGGCCGCGCUCUGAUUUCCUCACUGCCUCAGACGGGCAGAAGUCUUUUAGCUGAGCUCAGUAGAAAUGUAGGAAAUUUCCCGUACCGCGGGAAAAACACAGCCUGAGGUCUGAGAAAUGUAGCUUAUUAUUGCCUUUGAAAAUGGCUGAUUAAUCCAUAGCAGAGGGGCUCUAAUCAUAUCGAACACGUGCUUACUGUAGCAGUAGUUAGGAUCGGGGGGGGGGGG
Archocentrus centrarchus (flier cichlid) is the source of this 1886-nucleotide messenger RNA. RefSeq names its product chloride intracellular channel 4 (gene clic4). The transcript has 6 exons. The record is from RefSeq and is a predicted model, not a curated record. NCBI's taxonomy places the organism in Eukaryota, Metazoa, Chordata, Actinopteri, Cichliformes, Cichlidae. The coding region runs from base 260 to 1018 and encodes 252 amino acids.